AAAUAAUUUGGGGGACCCAAAAUUUAAUUUUGAAGAUUGAGGACCAUAAUUGAAAAUUUCUCAAAAACUAACAUUCAUCUCUUUCCCUCUUUAUUUGUGGAACAAACACGAAUCUCACUCUCAUAUGCGUAGACCCAUCAAGAAUCAACUAUAACGACUGAGUGAAAAGGUGCUAAGAACAUUUUCAAUCUUUGUUCUCUCUGUGCAUAUUCUAUCACCACCUCCACAUCUCUUUAUACUGUAAUGUCAUCUGAUUGUCACUUACUAUGAAUACUGUAGUUCUUGAAUAGAUCGUUUAUUUUGUCAAUUGGGUUCAAUUCUGCGAAACAGAACGUUUCAAUUUUGUGGGGGUAAUGGCGGGAAAUGUAACCGUUGAGGACGUCUUCACUAUUUUCAAAGGCCGUCGAGCUGGCCUUAUCAAAGCUUUCACCACCGAUGCUGAGAAAUUUUACGAGCAGUGCAAUCCUGGAAAGGAGAAACUCUGUCUCUUUGGAUAUCCAAAUGAAACAUGGGAAGUAAAGCCUCCUGAUGAGACGUUGCCUCCUGCAGUUCCCGAGCCGAUUAUUGGUAUUAACUUUGCCAGAGAUAAGAUGCAAGAAAAGGAGUGGUUUUCAAAAGUUGCAAUUCUCAGUGAUGGAUGGCUACUGUCUCUUGCAUUCUGCUAUGCUUCUGCCUUUAAAUUUGGUAAGAGUGAAAGGAAUAAGCUAUUCCAGAUGAUUAAUGAUCUUCCAACGAUGGCUGAAGUUGUAACUGAAGCUGGGAAGCCAGCAAAAGACAUGACAGCUUCUGCUUCUGCUUCUGCUUCUGCUGCUGCUCCUGAUAACAGCAAGAACAGAUCCAGAGGGAAAACGUCCCUGCAGUUGAAACCCCCUGAAAAGGCGCUUAACAUGUUUACAAGUUACCAAAGAAGAGGUGAAGAUUAG
Messenger RNA from Olea europaea var. sylvestris, 923 nucleotides. RefSeq names its product PHD finger protein ALFIN-LIKE 7-like. The transcript is spliced from 5 exons. Bases 354 to 923 code for a protein of 189 amino acids. Gene Ontology annotation, molecular function: histone binding; transcription cis-regulatory region binding; transcription coregulator activity. The record is from RefSeq and is a predicted model, not a curated record. Gene Ontology annotation, biological process: regulation of DNA-templated transcription. Gene Ontology annotation, cellular component: nucleus. NCBI's taxonomy places the organism in Eukaryota, Viridiplantae, Streptophyta, Magnoliopsida, Lamiales, Oleaceae.